Caenorhabditis sp. 36 PRJEB53466 is the source of this 6949-nucleotide messenger RNA. The record is from the annotation of a GenBank genome assembly. Lineage: Eukaryota; Metazoa; Nematoda; Chromadorea; Rhabditida; Rhabditidae.
AUGGGCGGAUUUUCGAUUUUCUCGCGAAACACAAAGCCGACGUACGCGAAAGUGAGCACGAUGGACGCGGAUCUCGAGAAGAUUGUCAUCGAGAAGACGUGGACGGGCAGACAUUUAUUCGAGGCCGUUUGCCGCAUCAUCGGGCUCCGCGAGACGUGGUACUUUGGUCUGCAGUUCACGAACAAAAAGAGCAUUCCGUGCUGGCUGCAAAACGAUAAAACUGUACGUUUUUUUUUGACGAAAUACGGACAAAUUAAGCCGUUUUAGUUUUCUGGACUUUUGGGGACCACUUUCAAUGAUCCGAUCGGCACCAAACUUUGCAGACUUUUUGGACUUGGAUUGAAGUAUAUUGGGCCCAAGUUUCAGACCGAACCGAUCAUCCGGUCCCGAGAUAUGGCCGAGUUUUUGUAAAGACUCGGCCUUUUCGGGACCAGAAAGUCCGAUCGGUCUGAAACUUGGCCCCAAUAUACUCCAACCCAAGUCCAAGAGGCCUGCAAAGUUUGGUCCCGAUCGGAUCAUUGCAAGUGGUCCCCAAAAGUCUAAAGGAGGCCUUCAAAAAGUACGAAAAACCUAUCAUUGUUCUCUCUUGCAGAUUUACGGUCAAGACGUGCAAAAAGACGCGGACGGCAGUUUCCACUUUCUGUUCCUCGUCAAGUUCUAUCCGGAAGACGUCGAACCGGAAAUCAUUCUCGACGUCACGCGACACUUGUUCUUCCUCCAAAUCCGCGAAGCGAUACUGUCGAUGAACCUCUACUGCUCGCCGGAAGCCAGUGUUCUGCUCGCCAGUUUUGCCGUUCAGGCUAUGGUACGUUGGUAUCGUUUUGCGAAUGUUUUGAGCACAAUCUUUGCGUCGCAUACUUCAACUUUUCAAUAGACAACUUUUCGCUACGAGCCCGCUCUGGCCUACUGUAACGCUUGGUCAGAGAUGUUGGGAAUUCCGUGUUCCGUGUUUCGUGUUCCGUGUUCCGCGUUUUUUUCAAUAUUUUUUCCGUGUUCCGUGUUCCGUAAAAAAAAAAAUUCCGUGUUCCGUGUUCCGUGUUCCGUAGAAAUAAGUUUUUUCCGUUUUCCGUGUUCCGUGUUCCGUGUUCCGUAGAAAUAAGUUUUUUCCGUUUUCCGUGUUCCGUGUUCCGUAUAAAUUAUAUUUUCCGCGGAAAAAUGCUCGCCUCGUAGAUUAAAUUUAUCUCCGGAAAGAUUAGGACAAUUGACGUUUUGUGGUCAAAAUUUGAAAAUUUUCGGAUUCGGACCAUAUUCGUGAAAAGUGGAUUCCAUUUUCAGUCGUUUUUUACUGUAGUUGUUUACUGUUGUGUUGUUGGUUUUGUUAUUUUUAUGAAAUUUUCAGUAAAACUUUCACAUGAGUCAAACAGCUGCCUUGUCACUCAGAUAAUCGAAUUAAACAAAACAUUGUUUUAAAAAAAUCACUGGAAUUCUCUUGAAAACGCUUUUUUCCGUGUUCCGUAAAAAAAAAAUUUUCCGUGAUCCGUGUUCCGUGUUCCGUAGAAAUAAGUUUUUUCCGUUUUCCGUGUUCCGUGUUCCGAAAAAAAAAAAUUUUCCGUGUUCCGUGUUCCGUAGAGUAAAAUUUUUAUUUUAUUUUAUUUUUUUUUAAUAAAGUACUAGACGUGAAGAUUUCACACGCAAAAAAAUUGAGAGCCACAGUCUUCCCUAAACUCUCGAAAGCCAAUGUUCCAGCACGGCGACUGUUCCGACGACGGCGGUCCGAUCGAUCUGGACAAGCACUUGCCGAAAAGUGUGAUCGAUCAGUACGACAUGAGCGCGGAGAUGUGGCGCGAUCGCAUCAAACGCUGGUGGUCGCGCAAUUCCGGACAAUCGAGAGAGGAGGCCGAGUUGGAGUAUUUGCGCGUGGCGCAGGAUUUGGAGAUGUACGGCAUACUCUACUAUCCGAUUUGUGUAAGCGGCGAAAACCGACAAUAUUUUUGUGUCGGCAAUAGCGAAUCUAUCGUAUUCUAUUGUAGAACAACAAAGAAACGGACCUGCACUUGGGCAUAUCGGCUCAAGGAUUGGGCAUUUAUAAGGGAGUGAAUCGAAUAACGCCUCGACCGUUUUUCAGUUGGAGCGAGAUUAAAAAUAUUCAAUUUAAGGCGAAAAAGGUUGAAAUGACCGAGAAAUUGUCGCAAUUUGAACACAAUCCUAGUUCAGUUUCACAUGAAAACCGUGGACAAGUCGACAAUAUCGUUUCGGUCUCGAGAAAGUUCCAUCGAUUCGUCGAUCCUCGACCUGUGUAUAGGAACCCACAAUUUGUACUUGCGACGGAGACAGCCGGACACUCUCGAGGUACGCUGCCGACCGUUUCAAAACCGCCACGGCGACCAAAAAAAAACAUAGAAAGGGGCGUGGCCUCGGCGGCUCCCAGGGCGCUAAUGCUAAACACAGUGCGCUCGUAACUUGCGGAGUGUCGUUGUAACUUUUGAAAAUUUGCGCAGGUCUAAAAAUGCAGUUCAAUUCGAGUUUACGACCAUUAUUUCCUUCUUUUUGACUUGAAAAACGUCUAGAAUACAAUAUUUUACUGAUUGGAAACCGUUCUUUACAGAAUUUAGAGUUUUUCAUGUUUUUCGCAUUUCGUCAAAACUUCAAACCUUUAUAUUUCAGCUCAUUUUGCAUUUCAUGAGCCCAACGAACAAUAAAAAUGUUCGCUGAAUCUUUCUUCACAAAAUUCAGGUUCCUGCGGUUGGUUUUCUUGAGCAGUUUUCGAAAACUAUUCGAAAAACAUCAAAAUCCAGGCCAAAACCUUCAAAUCGAAAUAACUCGUCUAAUUCUCAACGAUAUGUGAGAUUUCUGUUACCAAAACGUAGCUAGUGCUCUAAUUAUUAGAAUCCAGGUUCCGGGCGUACAAAAAAAUAGGUGUAUUGUACAGAAAACAUGGAAAGAACGCGAACUCCCGUUGAAAAUUAAUUAAUCGGCCGCCGCCGCGUAAAUCGACACAGCCCGCCCGUUGCAAGUGCGCCCCAUUGAAAUAAUUCGCGCCGAGGGAGACCGUGGCACGAUUUAUCACCAUUUUGGCGCGAAAUUUAAAAUUAAACCCCAUUUUCCAUGUUUUUCGUCAAAAAAUUACCCAAAUUUUGUACGAUUUCGAUAAUAUAAUCGCAUAACUUUGUUAAACUAAUCAUCGCGCGCACUUUUUGAGCUUAAAACGAGCAGGUUUCAUUCAGAAAUUAAUCAAUUGAAUCGAUUUUCAAGUUUUGUGCUGAAAAUGCGCGAAUUUCAGUCAUUCGCCGAUACUUUUUGCCGUUUGAACGCUUAAAAUACUUGUACCACGGCGACCAAAAGUGUAGAAAGGGGCGUGGCCUAAUCUGAGACGCGUUUUCUGAAAAUUGCCGCAAUUCCAGAACUUUUCCGAUAUUUUUGUGUGUUGAUAUCGACGAAAGAAGAGACAUUAAACAGAGAAAACAUUGAAAUCUUCGUGAAAACGCCGCGUUUGAGACGUUUUUGGCAUAUUUCGCAAUUUCGGCCAAUCGCCGCCGCAAUUUCGGAAUUUUCAUAGCGGCCGAUGUGGAUAGUUUUGAGACGAAGUGAGUGUCGGAAGUGAUUAAGCACGUUAAUACAAGUAUUUUAAGCGUUCAAACGGCAAAAAGUAUCGGCGAAUGACUGAACUUCGCGCAUUUUCAGCACAAAACUUGAAAAUCGAUUCAAUUGAUUCAUUUCUGAAUGAAACCUGCUCGUUUUAAGCUCAAAAAGCGCGCGCGAUGAUUAGUUUAACAAAGUUAUGCAAUUACAUCGUCGAAAUCGUACAAAAUUCGGGUAAUUUUUGACGAAAAACAUGAAAAAUGGGGUUAAAUUUCGAAUUUCGCGCCAAAAUGGUGACAAAACCGUGCACGCUAGGCCACGCCCCUUUCUACGUUUUUUUUUGGUCGCCGUGAUAACUUUUUGCAAAAAACGCGGCGUUUAGGUGCAACAAAUGCGCUCGCAGGCGAAAGAGGACAAGCAGCGGCGGAUGCAGGAGAUGGCGAAACUGUCGUCGGAGCGGAAAGAGCGCGCGCAGAUGGAGAAGGAGUGCAAAGAGCUGAAGCAGCAGGUCGAAUUGAUGGCCGUCGAGCUGAUGAAGGCGCAGGAGAGCAUCCGGAAGGCCGAGGAGGCGAACGAUCAGCUGGCGGAGAAGGCGCGGCACAGCGAGCACGAGACGCUGAUGCUGUACAAGCAGAAGAGCGAGGUGGAGGCCGAGUGCAAUCGGCUGAGUAUGAGCAAUCUGAAGGUUUCGUUCGUAGACGACACUUCCCCCACCGUAUGCCCCGUCAAUUUCAGUCCGAAGAGGCGCUUCUUCGAAUGGAGCGAAAGGCCCGGGAAGCGGAGAUUCUCGCCAAGCAAAUGUCAAUGUCGCUGGCCGACGUGAGCUUGGACGUCAAUCGAAAGUCACAGUACUCGAGUCAAACCGCCCUGGUUAUUGACCCGGUAAGUGAUUGGUUACGGUAUUGGGACGGUAUUCGAUUACGGUAGCUACGACAGAAUUGGCAUCCGCAACAACAAGGACCAGGCCAUCACGGAAUGAGCACCACUGGAUCGUUUCAUCAGCUGCAGUCUCUCGACAGUACGUGCGUGUAUUGUAGAUCGCGGAGACGUGCUAUGGCUCUGAAAAUUUUUGAGCAAAAUCUUGACGUCUAGUACUACACAUUUGUUGUUGAUCACUUCUUUCUGGGGCCACUUCUAAGCCUACUGUAGCUCUUGGAAGUUGGGACCACUUGAGAUGCUUCAAACGGCUACCGUACUCUUCGGAGUGAGUCUAGAGAAAUGUUGUCAAUUACAAAAAUACAGUACUCAAUAUGAACUCAAGUUUACUAGUUGACAAUAUUCUUGUACAAUCGCUGCCAAGACUACUGUAGCUCUGGAAAGUUAUCCAAAUGCUUACAAAUACCCGCUUCACUUCCAAGAGCUACAGUACUCCAGGAAGUAGGUGUAGAAAAAAGUUGUCAAUGGCAAAAGUAUAGUGCGAAACGUCGACUUCAUUUUUGUAGUUGGUCAAUUUUUGCUAGCACCCCCCUGAAGACCAUUUUUUUUUUGUUGUUGCAGACAACGUACACCCGCAACAAAUGAUGUCUCGGAGUCUGAACAUGCCGUCGGCGUUCUCCUCGCCGGUCCCUUCCGCUCAACCACAACCCCAAUCGCAUCCGCCUCCGCACCAACAUCAGAAUCCAAGUGGUGCACAACAUCAACAGCAGCAUCCGCCGGGACCACCACAGCAGCAACCAAAAGGACCGCCGCCGCCGCCGCCGCCGCAACAGCCUCCUUACUACGGAUCCGGUCUGAUCUUGGCGCCACCCCCUCCGGACCCGUCGAUCAGUCAGAUUUUCGAGCAGCAGACGAUCAUGUUGGAACUGGAAAAGUCCAGGUACUACUAUUGAUUUUUUUUUUGAGUUUUUGUUUUGCGACAAGACCAAAACUGGUUCAGGACCGAGUACGAGAAGCGAGCGCGGAUUUUCAAAGAGCAUCUCGAGGAGCUGCGCGGUGAUAUCGAUGGGCUCAAACGGGAAAAUGUGAACGGAGUGCACCGGGAGCAUGACGCGAUUCAUGCGCAGAACGUGGCGCACGGCUUCGACAAGUUCACCACGAUGAGAAUGGUGAGCCACGUUUAAACGUGUACUGUAGCGCGCCGAAGACGUUCUAUCACUUUUUAAAUUUUUUGAGCAUAAUCUUGAAGUCUAGUACUAUAUUUUUGUAGUUGACCGUUUUACUCUAAAACCACUUUGAAGAGUACUGUAGGUGUUGGAAGUUAAGAGUGAUUUGAGAGCAUCUCAAGUGGUCCCAACUUCCAAGAGCUACAGUACUCCAGGGAGUGGUUGUAGAAAAAAGGUGUCGACUACAAAAGUACAGUGCUCAAUGAGCACUAAAUUUCAUUAAUUGCCCAUAUUCGUGUACAAUCACUCCCAAGACUACUGUAGCUCUCGAAAGUUCGGAGUGCUUUGAGAGCAUCUAAAGUGGUCCCCAACUCCGCAGAAAAAGUCGAAAAGCGCGAGUUCGAUCGGCUCCGGCUCUCCCGAGCCUACCGUAUUCGCGGUGCCACGUGUCUCGCCGAGCAUUCAGAGUAUGCGAAAGUUUAUGCGUCAGCAGCGCUCCGAUGACGUGGCGCCAGCCGAUUGGUGCGUCGAGGCGGACGUUUGGUGAGGAAAACGAGUGUGUGUGUGUGCGCUAUUUUUUCAGAGUGUCGUACUGGAAAUGACUGAAAAUGCAUGGAAUUUGCGAGCUCUAACACUCGGAAAAAAUGCUCUUCAAAAUUUGACUAUUUUCGUUGCAGAGCAUGCGCGGAACUCCACGACAACGAGCACAGGCUUUCGACGGAAUGUGAUCGCCAUUUUGUUCGAAAAUAUGAAACGAUAAUAUCGCAUUUUUACGAGCUCAACACGUUUGAUUUUUGGUAUUUUCCGAGAUUUUUCAAUCAAGUGCCUUUUAUCGAUUUUUUUCGUGCAUAGUGUGUACAUAUCGUUUUUUUUAUAAAAUAAAACUAGCGAACUAUUUUAUCGAUUUUUCUCACAUUCCCCAAGCCACUUUUGCAUCGUUUCAAUAUCUCGUUUCUUUUCUAUUAAAAAACGUUGUUGAUUUGUUUGCAAAAAAGCACAAAUUGCAGAGACAUGUUACAAAAGAUCAACGUUUUUGUGUAUGGAACGCUGAAAACUGGCGAGCCAAAUCAUAAAGUUUUGUCGGAAACCGACGGCGAAUAUCGGUACGUUUCGAAAUUUGCGGGAAAAAACGCUAAAAACCGCAAAGCGACGUAGAGUAUGGUGUCGGGUACGCAAACACCGCACUCGCACACAUUUGCCGCUACCGCAACACGGAAAAUGCACGCUUUUUCAGCUUCAUUUCAUCGGGAUCGACGGCGCAACGAUUUCCGCUCGUCGUCGGCACCAAAUUCAACAUUCCGUUUUUGCUCGACGAGCCGGGAAAGGGAAAUGUGAGUGAGAAGCGGAAAAGUACCCAAAAAUUGAGUUUAUUAGCCAGCAAAAAGUAA